GUCACCCUCCUCUCUAAUCCACAGGACUGGGUUUUCCUCACAAGGUUUUGCUUCCUGACUGAUUUCGGCCGAUUGAACUUCAAGUUCCGAUACCCCAAGUCCCGAUGCUGUCAGAACAUAUUGCUCUACUUUGAUGAAAGCUCUCAGUGGCCAGCUGUGUACAAACGGCCGGACAAGGAUUGCUACCAGAAAGAGUCAGUAUUGAGGCCUGAAAAUAAUCAGGUCAUCAACCUGACAACCCACUACACCUGGUCUGGAUGUAUGGUGGAAAGCGAAGGUAAUGAAGAGAUGCUGAAUUGUGUAGGAGGUCGAAGUUUUCGUUCUGUCAGAGAGAGAUGGUGGUACAUUGCGCUCAGCAAGUGUGGGGGAGAUGGGCUGCAGCUGGAAUAUGAAAUGACAUUAACCAAUGGACAGUCCUUCUGGACACAGCAUUUCUCUGCAGAUGAGUUUGGCAUCCUGGAGACAGACGUCACAUUUCUGGUUAUUUUCGCCACUGUGUUUACACUCUCUUGUUAUUUUGCUUAUAAUUUAAAGGGAAGACAGCUACUCCAUACAACCUAUAAGAUGUUUAUGACUGCGGCUGGAGUGGAGGUCUUAAGCCUGCUUUUCUUUUGCAUUUACUGGGGCCUUUAUGCCAGAGAUGGAGUUGGGAAUGGCAGCCUCAAGAUAUUAGGGAAAUUACUCUUUUCUGUGAGCUUCCUGAUUUUCUUGCUCAUGCUGAUUCUCCUGGGGAAGGGGUUCACUGUGACCAGGGCAAGAAUAAGUCACAGUGGCUCUGUGAAACUAUCGAUUUAUAUGACAAUAUACACCAUCACCUACAUCAUCCUCUUCAUAUAUGAAGCAGAAUUCUUUGAUCCAGGCGAGGUGCUGUAUGCUUAUGACAGCCCUGCAGGGUAUGGGCUAAUGGGUUUGCAGCUGCUUGCCUACGUAUGGUUCUGCUACGCUGUGCUGGUGUCCCUCAAACACUACCCUGAAAAACAACCUUUCUACAUCCCCUUCUUCACUGCGUACACUCUAUGGUUUUUUGCUGUGCCAGUCAUGGCUCUGAUUGCCAACUUUGGCAUUUCUCGCUGGGCCAGGGAAAAGAUUGUGAACGGCAUCCAACUCGGCAUCCAUCUCUAUGCCCAUGUCGUCUUUCUGGCCAUCACGCGUCCAUCAGCUGCCAAUAAGAACUUUCCCUACCACGUGCGGACGUCACAGAUCGGAAUCCUUCUCUCCAGUCCUAAAGGCAUGGGGGCAGAAAGCUUCCCUCAUCAUGCUUAUGGGAAUAGCUCCUUCCUAGGAGACUCUCAGCCAAACUUCACAGAGCUCUUCUCCAUCCACUCAGACCCUGUGAAGACAAUAGAUGAGACAGUGGCUCGGAAGGGACAGGAAGUGCCAAGGAACAGCGAGCACAAGAUCAUCACCACAACAGCGGACUUGUCGUCUACAUUCGCCCCUCUUCCUCCUCCAAUACCACCACGCAGCUCCGCACACUCUACCCCUCCUCCUAGAUUAACGUCCCACUUCACCGAGUAUUUUAGUAUGCAAAGGGCCACAGGAAUGGGUCCCAAUGCCUAGAGCAGGCCAUAGAGGAACUGGCCAUGCGGAAACUACCUUCAGACAUCUAUGAGGUGGAAAAGAGUUCAAUAUUUCAAUAGAUUAGGUUAAGGCAAGCGUGAAAAAGUAAAGCCAUUUUCAAACAAGUUACCAAACAUCUAUAUCUUUGAAUUUGUAAAGAGAAGAGAGACAUGGGCAUAACCUGGACACACAGCUCCUAAAAAAAAAAGAAGCAAUAAAUAAUUCGCGGAGAUGAGAGAGAUCAUAUUCAAUCAGUGCAAUGGUGACAGGAGACAAUGGUGAAUCUAUAGUAUAGCUAUUUCAAGCUUAAUGUGGCAGUAGGCUAGUAAUGUACAGUAACAGUACAGUGAGCUCUUGACACAUUUUUUAAUUGUUCAUUUAAGUGGUGCAGUUAAUAUUUGUAUUUCCAUGCCAUUUUAAUGCAACAGAACCAAGUAUCCAUCUCCUUCACUUCAUUUUUUUUAUGUUUUUUGAGAAUGUAUGUACACAUUUUGUCUGUAAAGAUAAUUUAGGGUUUAUAUAUUUUUAUUCACAUUGAAUACAGCUAGAGACUUUGCAAACUGAUAUGCAAAGGCAAGUUGAUUGUGGAACAACUAGUAUUUGUAAACCAUGCAUGUUUGUGCGUUGUCUACAUUCUGAUAUAUUCAAAGUCAUUUUGGGUGUGCCUAGUUUUCACAUCUAGUCUUAUUUUUGUAUGCAGUACACACUGUUUACAGUCUAAGUAUGUAGAGAAUAUUUAUGGCAAGCAGAUGAUGAAUGAUGACGUUCAUCUUCAUCCCAGUCUUUCUGUAUUGUCCAUUCCGUGCAGGGCUGCGUGGAGUUCAAAACUGAGUACAGAUUCAAUUUCUGCAAACUUUGUUACACAUUUGUAUAUUCAAUAAGUGGAUAUGGGGAUAAGUGGAUUUUCGUUCUGUCAGUGAGUAGAAAUAGAUUCAUUCAGUCUGCUGGGAUUAUCAUUAGGUUUGUUUACUUAAGUGUAUGAUGAAAAUAUAGCUCUACUACAGAAACACUUUGUAUUGACUGCAUGGAGCACUUUACUGUUUUAAACACUUAUUUCACUACCAUUAGAGAGACCCUUGAACAUGCAACCGUAAUGCAAUACAGUAAAAGACAGAUAUACAGAUAAAAUGCGAAGGUUUUAUCUGUACAAUAUUCAUUAUCAUUACUGUAUUUUUUUUGUGGGUCAUGUUUGUGUUAUAGAUCAACAUAUCCUAUAUAAUCUCCAUCUAAAAUUGGCCUGCUUUAAUUGUAAUCCUAUAACUCUACAUAUUAAUGACAUUUAUAUUCAAUUUUUUUUUAAAGACAAGAACUUUACUUGAAGAUUAAUUAAAUAUAGAGUCCUGUGGUUUGAUUUUUAAUGGAUGUACUUUGGGGCUUAAGCCAUUUCUUUAGUAAAUACUGAACUUGUUCUGUCUGGAGGGCACCGGAAAAAGUGAUCUUAUAAGGCUUUGCCAUGAUUUUUCCUUCUCCUAGGUGAGUGUGCACACCUAGAAGAGAAGAGAUAGCACACUUUUUGAAUAUAUGAUAGAUAUUAGCACAUCACAUUGGGGAGCACAGAAAGAUUGAGUUAAGCACAUUUCUGUUGCAGUGUUCAUACUGAAUGCAUUUUAAUAGUGUCAAAUGACUUGGCAGUGCAUAUCCUUUUUGCCAAAUUAAAAUGGUCUGUUUUACAACUCUGGCUUGUUUAUGCGUUUCAUUUUGAAGUUUGAUUAGUAAUAAAGGGAUGUACAGUAACAGUAAUCCUACUACUCUGAAGUACAAUCAACUGCUGAACAAAUCAUUGUCAUUGGUAUAAAAAAACAUUUAAAAAUGAAUUCCUUCUUUCAUAAAACUAAGUCCUAGGUUUUUCAAUAUUUCUAAUCAACUUUAGACUCAUUUUUAUAUCUGACCAUGCUGAAAAUUAAAGCAAGUGGGUUUUUACAGGACAUCUUAUUCAUUUAUCAUACAAAUUCAUAUAGAAAGUCAUAGACAAUCUGAAUAUAAUAUAUUGAUUUAAAAAGUAAUGGACAUGCUG
Molecule: messenger RNA, 3574 nt
Organism: Carassius auratus (goldfish)
Lineage: Eukaryota; Metazoa; Chordata; Actinopteri; Cypriniformes; Cyprinidae
Product: transmembrane protein 145-like
Exons: 14
Biological process (GO): G protein-coupled receptor signaling pathway; response to pheromone
Source: RefSeq, a predicted model, not a curated record